AUGACAGAUAGAAGAGAACUUGUAUAUACCCGUACCUUUAAUCAAAGUUUCUCCUACUUUCACACUGUUAUCCCUUUCGAUAUUGGUGAAUACCGCGCCUCCCUGGCUUGUGAUAUUCUUCUCAUCGCUGUUUCCUCGCUAUAUCGGGAAAUCAGCUUAAUCAUGAUUCACGCCAUGAUGAAUGGCAACCCUGAGGAGGGAAGCCUAUAUACCCCCUCAAGUCCAUUCCCGUCACCAACAGCAGCAGGCGCCUCAGCAGGCUUGCGAGGUCAGGUCAAAACUGCCGUUUGGCGGGAUGGCUACGGGCGAGCCUGUUCAACCGGCUUAGCGUACACCAGGUUCGAGGUUCGAGUCCCAGCUUGA
Colletotrichum lupini is the source of this 363-nucleotide messenger RNA. RefSeq lists its product as uncharacterized. Bases 1 to 363 code for a protein of 120 amino acids. The transcript is spliced from 3 exons. The record is from RefSeq and is a predicted model, not a curated record. NCBI's taxonomy places the organism in Eukaryota, Fungi, Ascomycota, Sordariomycetes, Glomerellales, Glomerellaceae.